Molecule: messenger RNA, 486 nt
Organism: Microdochium trichocladiopsis
Lineage: Eukaryota; Fungi; Ascomycota; Sordariomycetes; Xylariales; Microdochiaceae
Exons: 1
Coding region: 1-486 (161 amino acids)
Source: RefSeq, a predicted model, not a curated record
AUGCCUCAGGAAUUGCAGCAAGUCUUCAUCCUUCACGUUGACCUAUCUCCCCCGCUGGAAUUUGGCAACACAUUCAGCGGGGAUCGCCGUUUCAUCCCCAUCACCGGAGGCUUGGUUGAAGACUCCAGCGGGCAUGUCGUUGGCAAGAUCCUCAAUGGGGGUGGUGAUUGGAAUGCAGUGAGGGCUGACGGCGUCGUCCACGUCCUAGCAAAAUACACCAUCCAGCUCGAGGAUGGUACGCUGGUCAACAUCACCAACGAGGGCUACGGCCGUGCCUCGCAGGCCACCAUGAAGGCUGUCUUUGGCGACGACCCAGCGUCGGCAUCCAUGGCGGACGAGGGUCGUGCGUGGUACACCAAAACGUGGCCUAGAUUUGAAGUUGCCCCCGGGAAACACGACUGGCUCAACAAGUCAUGCUUUGUAGGGAAUCUUUUGCCGCCGCAGAAGCCGAACCAUGUCAAGAUCGAGAUCCAUCAGUUGCUCUAG